This is a messenger RNA of Trypanosoma grayi, 621 nucleotides long. RefSeq lists its product as hypothetical. The record is from RefSeq and is a predicted model, not a curated record. The transcript has a single exon. Bases 1 to 621 code for a protein of 206 amino acids. NCBI's taxonomy places the organism in Eukaryota, Euglenozoa, Kinetoplastea, Trypanosomatida, Trypanosomatidae.
AUGGAUGCGGGGGCGGGGUACCGCCUGCGCGUGGCGGGAAUCGAGCGGACGGAGUUGCUGCUCCAACGCCACGAAGCUGAAUUAACGGCGAAGGCACACCUCCUUGAGCGGGCGGUGGCAAUCUCAAUGCAACCGGCACUCGAGGACUGGCAGAAUCGUGUUGAGGCAGCGCUGAAGAGUGUUCCAGUGCGCAACAGCGGCAUCACGGCUGCAGAGAUGCUCAAGGAGUGGGAAGAACUCGUUGUGCGUCUAGAGAAGCACGCUGCACAACUGCGGCAGAAGGACGCGGAGAUUAGCGGGCGCGAGCGCAGUGUGACGCAGCGCGAGGCUACACUGCAGCAGGAGUGCCAGCGUCUUGUUGAGUCACAGGAGGCCCUCGCCGAAGUCCGUGCGGCUGUUGAGCAGCGCACACGGGAGCUCACUCAGCGUGAGGCGGAUUUGGCGCGACGUGGCCACUUUGCGGCGGCGGCGGCUUCGGCUGAAGAGUGGCGCGAAAAGACCCGGCGUGCCGCUGUAGCAAUGCAAGAAAGAGAGGCACAUAUGGCUGUAGAGUGGGAGCGGUGCCAGCAGCUGAUAGAAGCGCUGUCGGAAAUUUGUGGACGAGUUGCAUCGCUCCUAUGA